CCUCUCACAUAGCUCCAGAGAUCCAGACCUAGGCAGCCAGACUUCUCUUUCUCCCACUCCGGACACAACCUUUGGUCAUGGGAAGGAUCGGAAAGGAGGUGUUGGGCCAGGUGCUCAGCUUCAUCGGCUUUGUGGGGGUGGCAGUGACCACGGGUAUCCCCAUGUGGAGGGUAACCACUUACAUCGGUGCCAACAUUGUAACAGGACAGAUUGUGUGGGACGGCCUGUGGAUGAACUGCGUGAUGCAGAGCACGGGACAGAUGCAGUGCAAGAUAAAUGACUCAAUGAUGAGGCUAGCAACAGACCUUCAGGCAGCGAGGGCCCUGGUCAUCAUCUCCAUCAUCUUCAACUUUGUCGGCCUGAUUGUCACCUUCAUCGGGGGCCAGUGCACCAGCACCCUGAAGUCUGAAUCCUCCAAGGGUAAAGUGACGAUCCUUGGAGGCAUCCUGCUGCUCAUUGGUGCUCUUCUGGUCCUCAUCCCCGUCUGCUGGUCGGCAGCGUUCACCAUCUCAGACUUUAAUAACCCUCUGACCAUCGAGACCCAGAGGAGGGAGAUAGGAGCCUCCAUCUACAUCGGCUGGGGCUCCACAGCGCUGCUCCUCAUCGGGGGGAUCAUCCUCUGCACCUCAUGCCCGCCCCAGAAGAUGUAUGGGUACCCAGGCUAUCCUCAAGGAGCGCCCAUGUACCCCUAUCCAGGCCAACCAAUGGACCUGCAGGCUGCCAGAGCUCUGAGCGUCAUCGCCAUCAUCGCAUCAUGCUUCGGCAUCCUCUUGGGAAUUUCUGGAGGAAAGUGCACCAACUUUGUAGAGGAUGAGGCUUCCAAAGCUAAAGUAGCCAUUGCCAGCGGGAUCAUCUUCAUCGUGGCUGGCGUCCUCAUCCUCGUCCCUGUCUGCUGGUCAGCCAACACCAUCAUCAGGGAUUUUUACAACCCUCUGCUGGUCGAGGCCCAGAGGAGGGAGCUGGGGGCCUCACUGUACAUCGGCUGGGGCACAGCAGGGCUCCUGAUUCUGGGAGGGGGGCUCCUCUGCAGCUCCUGCCCACCCAAGGAGGAGCGUGACGACUACCCAGUGAAGUACUCACAGGCAAGGUCCACAGCUACCAGCAGAGCUUACGUUUGAGCUGGAAACUGUUGAAAGAAAGACUGUAAAUUAUUUGAUUAUCUUUGGUAAUCUUCUGUGAAUUGAAAAUAUCAUGCAAGUUACUGGUAUUAUCCAGUCUUGUUCUUUUCCAUUUUCCAUUUUGAAAGUGAUGUGAAAUCAGAACAGAGUGAAUAUGUGAAAACAAAUUAACUGAGCUCUUCAGAAUUUUGCAAGAAAAAGACAAGACAGAACUGUUGCCUAUAAGAAAUGACGUUACAGAGAAGUAGUACUACUCUAUACGCAGUGUCGAGGGAUCAUCUCAUGGGUCAUGGGGUGAUGACUGAAGUGAAUUGAAGCCAUUCCCAUAACCCUAACUUCUCUUUUACCGUAUAAGGACACUGUGCCAGAAUGAUAGUAUUGAUGUAAGAACAUGGACUAUAUCUACAUUAUAUAUGUAUAAUCGACUUGUCAUAACUUUGUACAGUAGAUCACAGUAUGUUUUGCAAAGAGCCAAUAUAUGUUGAUUGAUUAUGUCUAAAGAACUUAAUCAAUUGCAAACCUUCUUUUUUUUGUGUAUAAAACAUUUCCAACAAAGUACUCCCUGACGAAGGUCAUGCAGCCGAAACGCGUCGGUUUAAAAAAAAACUUUGUUUCUAUUGACCAUGCCAUACUAAUAAAGGCAUUUUAAUUAAUUAUA
This is a messenger RNA of Salvelinus fontinalis (brook trout), 1776 nucleotides long. Its product is annotated as claudin-4-like. The transcript is spliced from 2 exons. Gene Ontology annotation, molecular function: structural molecule activity. Gene Ontology annotation, cellular component: bicellular tight junction; plasma membrane. The record is from RefSeq and is a predicted model, not a curated record. Gene Ontology annotation, biological process: bicellular tight junction assembly; cell adhesion. The coding region runs from base 78 to 1118 and encodes 346 amino acids. NCBI's taxonomy places the organism in Eukaryota, Metazoa, Chordata, Actinopteri, Salmoniformes, Salmonidae.